AUGAAAUAAUUAGAAGAGAAACUUACCCAAACUCUAAUCGAAAAUAAAAAAGUAAUGAAGGAAAAUAAGAAACUUGAAUCUAAAAUUAGGUCAUUAAAUGAAUAAGUUGAAACAAUAAGUCAGAGAUGUAAAUUUUUAAUUGAUCAAUUAAAUUUGUAAAAAAUCACCAAUAAUGAACAUAAAUAAUUACUUUUAUCGUCCGAAGGAGUAGAAAUGAGUGGUUAAUUAACUCAAUUUUAAAACUUUUAAAUAUAUGAAAAGGAUAAGGUAAUUUUAGAACUUAAGAAAGAAUUAGAAUAAAAAAAUAAUGAAAUUUCAAAAUUAAAAGCUAUGGUAUCUAUCUCUAAUUUAGCAUGCAGUGGAACAUAAUAAAAAAUAUAACAAUUUGAAUUAGAAAUUGAUAAAUAGAAAUCAAGAAAAGAAACGUUAUAAAAUAGAGUUGAUGAACUCUAAUAAACAAUGGGAGCUGAGGCACAAUUUAGGAUUGAAUUAGAACAUUUGAGAGCAGAGAAUUAGAUAUAUACAUAACUUCUUGGGUUUACUCCUAGUUUAGAAAAUUAAGGAAUUUAUUAAUAUAAUCCAAACUCUGUUCAAUUAAAAAUAAUUAAAAAUAUCAAAUAUCCUAUAAAACCUCAAAAUCUAACCUUUGAUCUCUGCAAAAAUUGUAAUAGAGAAUUUUAUUAAUAUCGUCCAUGCUGCAAUCCGUUAUACAAUUUGGAUGAUAAAUUAUUGUAUGUUCCUGGAGAUGCAUUCAAUUUUGCUUAAGCUUUCAAAGAUAAAUACUUGAAAACAAAAAAUGAAUUAGAGAUUGAUGAACUUCUAGAAAUCCUAUUAUUCGAACUGAAUAAGAUUUGGCAUGAUCGAGAAAAAAAUCAUCUGUAAUUACUAGCAAAACAUUGCAAAAGAAGAAUUUAAGAAAUUUAAAGAGUUAAUUCUUAGCAACCUCUUUCUGAAAAAGAGAUGCUACAAAAUAUCAAGAGAUUGAAAUAAUAAGUAAAAGACUUGCAACAGGAGAAUAUAGAAUAUUUUAAUCAAAAGUUUGGUAAAGCACCCAUUCAUAUUUGA
This is a messenger RNA of Paramecium octaurelia, 1065 nucleotides long. Lineage: Eukaryota; Ciliophora; Oligohymenophorea; Peniculida; Parameciidae. The record is from the annotation of a GenBank genome assembly.